CUCAAUCAGACCGUUACGAACGAAACACAAAAGAAACAAAACAAUCUUUGUGAGGAAGAAGACACCGUGCAAAAAAAAAAAAAUCGAGAUUUUGAUCACGUCAGUAAAUGGAGGAUACGAUUUCAAACCCAAGCAUGAUGGAACCUCUGUUAUUUCCCGUUGACGAUCCAAUGUCUCUCCUACUUUCUCAUUACUCCGAUAACAACAACAAUCUCUGCGGGUUCGUGAGAGGUCCCAGAUACGGAGAAUACGCAAGCCUACGAGAAUCGAAGCUUCGAUUGAAGCGAGAGUACGAGACGAUACUAAAGGAAGAAGAAGAGAGGUUCUUCGGCGGAGAGAAGAACAAGAAGCGGAAUCAAACGAGGUUUGGUUUCACAAGAGAAGAUGAAAUUAAGGUUUCGCCGGAGAAGAAGACGAGAUUUGGGUUUAAAUACAACCCUAAUCCGCGGAGACUGUCUUCGUCCUCGUCGUGUUCGUUGGCUCAGUCUGUUCCUGACUUCUCCGCCAUGAUCCGUAAGGAAAAUCGCCGGCCGGCUAACGCGAAUCUGCUCCCGCGGAGGACGGAUCUCACUCCGCCGCCGUCUAAGGGCAGGAACGGCGCCGUUUUCGGAUCGGUUUCUUCCGCUAGAGGAAGCAUGAGUGCAGGAGAGAAGACCAAAGGGAAGAUGGGGAUGAUGCGUAAGAGUUACGCUACCGUCGAAGGUUUGAAGAAAGUAUCAAUGGCUGCUGCUUCUGGCAUUAAUGGCGGCGGCGGUGGAGGAGGGAGGAAAUCAAUCGGCGGUGGUGGUCGGACUAUUCUAGGUUACAGACAAAUCUACUGAUCACUCUUUGUCACACAACUU
Brassica oleracea var. oleracea is the source of this 842-nucleotide messenger RNA. RefSeq lists its product as uncharacterized. NCBI's taxonomy places the organism in Eukaryota, Viridiplantae, Streptophyta, Magnoliopsida, Brassicales, Brassicaceae. The coding region runs from base 108 to 821 and encodes 237 amino acids. The transcript has a single exon. The record is from RefSeq and is a predicted model, not a curated record.